AAAGGAGGGACGUAUCCGACUGCGCCAUCCAGCAGAGGUGGACCACGGGCGAUGCAUCUCGCCGGCGACCACGAGACUACAAGGUUGUGAUUCAGACAGGAUGACGGGCUGCCGCCGGCGCCGCUUGAGUACAGAGCCCACACCGCCUACGCUCGGCGCUCAGUUUCACGCCCACCGGCAACCGCUGGGGAAACGGGCAGAUGGCAGGAGUUUAAGACACCGUUGCCGCCACGGCCAUAACCUUGGGCUUCUCCGUGAUCCAAUUCCAAUAUCUACCCCGCAAUACCUAGGCAGGAAAUUCUACAAUUGGAGAUUAGAAGGUUUGUUCUAAAGUGGAGAACAAGCUAUGCGCCUUUUAGCGAACUUUUAUAUGUUUUCAUACUUUUGCUCUUCGAACAUGAACCUUGGAAAAUUUCAGAAAAUUGUUACUAAGUUACGCUUCAUGUAUGACAAAUUGUCAUUGAGAAGAGAUACACUUAUCUCAAAGAAGUAUUAUGUUAGGUUUACCAUUUCGUAUGAAUAUAUAUACUUCUUUAAGGAAA
Molecule: messenger RNA, 542 nt
Organism: Hordeum vulgare subsp. vulgare (domesticated barley)
Lineage: Eukaryota; Viridiplantae; Streptophyta; Magnoliopsida; Poales; Poaceae
Exons: 2
Coding region: 101-331 (76 amino acids)
Source: RefSeq, a predicted model, not a curated record